Molecule: messenger RNA, 1961 nt
Organism: Helianthus annuus (common sunflower)
Lineage: Eukaryota; Viridiplantae; Streptophyta; Magnoliopsida; Asterales; Asteraceae
Exons: 4
Coding region: 248-1744 (498 amino acids)
Source: RefSeq, a predicted model, not a curated record
GAUCCCCAGUAAACUGACUAAUAUAUAUAUUCAACCCUACCACCACCAUAAUCCACCACACCUCCACCUCGUAUUUUUCAAUAAACACAAACGGAACAACAACAACAACAAGAACCCAUCAUCCAUUAUCCAUCAUCUCAUCUCUUUCUCUCUCUAAAACCCUACAAGAGAGAGAAAGACAUCAAAGCUGCAAAAGGGUGUUAUCAUUUCGUCAUGUUGUUCAAUUAUCAUUGUUGAUCAAUUUCCGAUGGGCAGAGAGUGGUUAUUCAAGGUUACCGGUGCCGGAGAUGGUGGGAAAUCACCAUCUGUGGUCACCGGUAAAAAAGAAAAGUACAAGAACACUUGGUCUUCAGGUUGCAUGAGUGCAAUUUACAAUUUGUUUGAUGUUCAUCACCAUCAGUUUCACUUUCAUCAUCCGUCAUUUAUGUCGUCCGAAUCCGGCUUUACGGAUUAUCAACACUCUUCUAGCUUUUCUCUUCAAGGCAUUGAAGCACCAAGAAAUAGCUUAGAGUCACCUCAAACCAACUUAAACAUACCAGUGGCUAAAAUUCAGAUCAAAACAAACCGGUCAAAUUUCAUUGAAGAUUUAUCUUCAGAAUCGUGCAACUCUCCUAGCGUUAAAACACCUAAUCUCGUUGCAAGACUAAUGGGUCUUGAUCUACUGCCUGAAUAUUCUUCCCCGAGAGCGUCCGCCUCAUCCGUCACAACAAACGCAAAUCAUCACACUCGUUCGUUACCCGUGACACCUAGAGUAUCAACCGCUGGUAGGCGCUCAACGGAUAACGAUUACCACCACCGGCUUUCGCUACAAAUCGACAAAGAAAAUAAUUACAAUUGUAGUAAUGGUCAAAAGUCACUUCUACAAUCGGAGACGAAACAAAUCAUGGUGCAAACAAGGGAAAGAAGCAGUCGGCGACUUGGUACUGAUAUAACAAAUAGUACCAUGUCGCCGACUGCUAGAGGUAAAUGUCACAGAAGAGACUUGAAUCUCGUUUUGGUUAGACCGAAAAAGGGUCCAGUUACUGAGACUAUCGGGAAAGCAAAACGAGAUGAAUCAAGAGAGUUAACAAGUUCACCAAAGCUUAGAUUGUUGGACAUUAAAAGUAAUCUCAAUAAACCAGUUUCAAAUUCAAACUCACGGUUGUUGUCAAAUGAAGUGGUGAAAUCAAAGUGUCAGACAGUAAAGAUGCAUCAAAAGCCUGUGAAGAAGCUGAAGAACGUAGUGAAAGAUGAAAAAAUUAAGAGAAUUGCAAGUGAAAGAUACGAUUUGAGGUUGAAGAAAAUGAGUCAACUAGAAAAGUCAACUGCAUUGCCAAAAAAGUGUCGUUCUUUCAAGAAAGAGAUGACGUCAUCUUGCUCAACAAAAAGAUUAUCUCAAAAGCAGGUGUCCUUACCUAGUAAUCAGAAGUCAUCGUACAAAUCAAAUGACACACACAAUCUCAAGGCAGUAGUCACUACUAACACCACAACCACAUGUUCUUCUAACCCUUUGCAACCAUCAAUCUAUCACCAACUAGAAAAACAUCGUCACCCCACCGUCGCCGCUGCCACUGCAACAAGCGCAACUGAUUGUGAGUGGGAUAUGGGGAGGAGCAUGUGGCGAUUGUUGUCAACAGAGUUUAUGACGGAUUUAGUAGUAGAAUUAGAGAGUGAGAUUUUAAAGAAUUUGGUACAUGAGAUUGUAACGGAAAUGGUGGGACCCGCAGUGUCUGACAUGGUGACGUCACAUGUGCGGUUCUCGUGAUCAUUUUGGAGCAAUACAGAACUAGAAGGCAUAUAUGGAAAGUCAGCUUUAUGUGAAGAGUGAAGAAGAUAGGUUUUCACUAGAUGACGAUAUUCGUAAUUAUUGUGUUGGUUUCCGCUUUUCUAUAUAUAAUACGAAAAUGUUAAUAGGCUUGAAAAAUGAAAAUAUGGUUACAAGUUACAUGUGAUGAUAGUCAAAGAAUUGUGAUUUUAUAAAA